This is a messenger RNA of Hermetia illucens (black soldier fly), 2853 nucleotides long. It is a transcript of the gene Mgat4a, whose product is annotated as alpha-1,3-mannosyl-glycoprotein 4-beta-N-acetylglucosaminyltransferase A. The record is from RefSeq and is a predicted model, not a curated record. The coding region runs from base 975 to 2633 and encodes 552 amino acids. Gene Ontology annotation, cellular component: endoplasmic reticulum; endoplasmic reticulum-Golgi intermediate compartment; Golgi stack. Gene Ontology annotation, biological process: protein N-linked glycosylation. Gene Ontology annotation, molecular function: acetylglucosaminyltransferase activity. Lineage: Eukaryota; Metazoa; Arthropoda; Insecta; Diptera; Stratiomyidae. The transcript has 7 exons.
GCUUGGUUUCGGAAUGCACUAUCUAAACGACUGAGAGAAAAGUGCUUGACCAUGUUGUGUACGAGCAGACAGUCUGCCUAUCUGCUUUGGUGCUUACUGGAAAGGAACAUUCAAGUCGGCUCGGUAUCGAUUGCAAUAGGUCAAAACAGUGACGACCACACAACAGGCAGUUUUGGGCGCCGAGAUUGAGAGAUUGAGGAGGGCUUGGGUAAGGGGCCGUGGAGGUGAGGCGGCGCCGUGAGUGCGCCGGGGAAUAUGGAGAAUCCGAUUUCGCGUAGUAGCUUUCGCCUUGCGUAUUUAUAUUUGCCAAGAAGGUGUUAGUCGAGGCGACUGACUGUGCUCAGUGGAUGAUGUGAGCUGUUCGGGAGUGUUGUGUUCGCGUACGUCACAUAAUUUAUUAGUUGACUUUUGCUAAGAGUAGUGAGCUAUAAAUACCUAAAGGAAAUCAAAAAUCAGUAGAACCUAUUAUUCACAGCACACAUAAUUGAGUGGUAAACGCGUCGGUAAUUGGCAGGGAUUGAUUCACUGGGGUUUCCGUCUGUUGAACGCCUUCAAAGGAGUCUUGAAUCGAAAUCCCCUUGCGAGCGAUCGAGUCGUGAGUGGUCAGCGGCGAGGAGCGCCACCUUGCGCCAGAUAAAAUCCCUUUGUGCAAUGCGAAUUGAAGAGACUGCCCUAUUGUGCCCAGAAUGUUCUUGAAGACGUCGAGCCGUUUGUGAAAAGUGCCAAGAGUUGGUUUUCAUUGUGCCGCCUGCCAAUUGUGAAAGAAAAGCUCGCGGGCAAGUGGUCAGCUGCUUGGCUAGACGGCGUGACUUGUUUUGAAUCUGAGAAGGCGUAACUGGAUAAGAAUAAAUUUUUGAAAAUGCACGAAAUUAUGGCGUUGCAGAAAGUCACAAGUGGCAAGGAGUGCUUUUAACAAUGCAAUGACGAUAGCAGAUUGGUUUAACUUUUUGCAUGAACAUUGAAUUCCUUUGAAAAUGGGUUUAACGCCAUCACCACUUAGACGAAGGGGGUACUUUAUAGUAACAUGCGUUGUUAUUUUCGUCCCUUUUACAGUCUUGAUACUGUUAGUAGGUCCAGAUUUAUCAGCAGAACAGACUCUAUCACAACGAUUAGCCGAAUUCCAAAUGAGAAUGCAAUAUUUAGAAUCAAUGUAUCGAGCAAGGCAAGAAGAUGUGGCCAUACUGUCCCAAUACUUAGGGUUGUCUGGUAAUAAUGGCGAAUCGUCAAAUAUCACAAUCAAUGGCUCGGUGCUGGAAUCACUGAGUCCUGAAGCCAGAGUAAUCGUGAAAAAUUCAACGCUCUCCUCAAGAUUCCCAUCAAGUCUGAGAUUACCAACAGCAUUCCAUUUUUUGCCGCAUUUACUAGAUGACCCCUCCUCAUUGAGACCGGCAUUCAUGUUGACGAGAGGGCGAACAGGGGUCUCGAUUGCUUUAGGAGUACCUACAGUUAAGAGAGAUAAGCAAUCUUAUUUGAUGGCGACUCUGCAGAACGUGAUUUCGAAUAUGGACGAUGCCGAACAGAAUGAAACAGUAAUUGUGGUCUUCAUUGGGGAAACCGAUAUGGAUUACGUUACGUUGGUAGCAAAACAAAUCGAAGUGCGAUUUGCACAAUAUGUAGAAAAUGGUCUCAUUGAGGUGAUAGCGCCCACAUCGUCAUACUAUCCUAAUUUAGACAAUCUCAGGUUGACACUAAACGAUCCAAUCGAGCGAGUUAAGUGGCGAUCAAAGCAAAAUCUAGAUUAUGCCUACCUCAUGGCAUAUGCUCAACCCAAAGCAACUUUUUACGUCCAGUUAGAAGAUGAUAUAUUAGCGAAACGUGGAUUCAUCACAAUCAUGAAAAAUUUCGCACUGGAACGGACAGCGACGAAAUCCAUGUGGUUCGUAUUGGAUUUUUGUCAGCUGGGCUUUAUUGGAAAAAUGUUUAAAUCGGCCGAACUUCCAUGGCUGAUAACAUUCUUUCAGAUGUUCUACAACGACAAACCGGUUGAUUGGUUGUUAGACCACUUGAUUGAGACACGAGUAUGCAACUGGGAGAAGGACCAAAAGCAUUGCAAACAAGAAAAGGCCAAGUAUUGGAUACAUUAUAAGCCGUCAUUGUUUCAACACAUUGGAACGACAUCAUCAUUGAAAGGAAAAGUACAAAAAUUAAAAGAUAAACAAUUUGGUAAAAUACCAAGUUUUUAUCCGCACACCAACCCACCGGCAACAGUGAAGACUGCAAUUGUACCCUAUAAAAACUACCAGUUGCUGCGUGCUUAUAAAGGCGAAACGUAUUUUUGGGGACUGCUGCCCCAGCCGGGAGAUUUGGUGGAGUUCAUUUUUGAUGAACCAAUUGCCAUAAAAAGAUACCUAUUCCGAAGUGGGAAUAGUGAACACCCAUCGGAUCGUUUCUAUAACACAACAACAGAGGUGCUGCCUGCUGCGUUAACAGAAAAUUCCCCCAUAUGGAGUACCUACAAUUCAACGCCAGAUGGAUUUCUAAUAAUUGGAUCGUUCAAUGAAUUCGGAAUAGCCGAAGGAGUUGUUGAUCCGAAGAUCGGGACCAUAAAGGAAAUCCGCUUGCAUGUACACAGCGAUAGUGAAAAUUGGGCCAUCUUAAGCGAGAUCCACAUUCAGGAGGCAUCAAACAGGUGACCUAAGAAAAUUCGGAAGAUUCUUACAAACAAUAAAUUUAUACAACGAUUUGGAUCGUAAUUUUAUGAAAGUAGAUAUUUCUCAGAGUAAUACCUGAGUUUGAGAGUUAUUGGAGACUAUGUUUUAAAUUUAAAUUUUACUGUAAAUUUAUAGCAUAAAAGUAAACGAAUAACUGUGAUAACAACAAAGUAAAAACUAAUAUAUGUGUUGCCGUGCUAUA